AUGAAAAAGAGGAUCAAGAAUCCCGCAAAAAGAAAGGUCCUCCAGGAAAGUGAUAAGAGUUCCAGUGAAGAGAGUAAUGAACUAGAAUGGUACUGUAUCAUAUGUUGUGAUGCCUACUCUAACUCUGCUCCAGGAGAAAAUUGGAUUGAAUGCAGAGAUUGUAAGAAUUGGACCCAUUCGCCAUGUCCUGAAGAUGAAGACAGCUUAUCAUUUGUAUGUUCUAAUUGCUAUUCUGACCAGUCUUGUGUAGAAUAA
Acanthoscelides obtectus is the source of this 255-nucleotide messenger RNA. The record is from the annotation of a GenBank genome assembly. Lineage: Eukaryota; Metazoa; Arthropoda; Insecta; Coleoptera; Chrysomelidae.